Molecule: messenger RNA, 720 nt
Organism: Dicrocoelium dendriticum
Lineage: Eukaryota; Metazoa; Platyhelminthes; Trematoda; Plagiorchiida; Dicrocoeliidae
Source: the annotation of a GenBank genome assembly
GGCUCCCAAUGGGCGCGAUUCCCUGAAUUCGCUCCGCUGCCUUGCGAGAAGGCUAUUCAGCCAAAGGCUCGGGGUGGUGUCCCCUAAUUCAACGCCCUACUUCGGCUUGGGCAACCGGGUAGUAUCACGCCCUCUCGCAAAACCAUGGACUGUAUUACAACUUGCUCAUCAGCUGCUGUUUCUGCUAGUCACUUUCACGCGAAUUCAUCACACGCCAAUUGUUUGUUUGUUAACAAUCCUCACUUUCCUUUAUCUGAUUCAUGUGCUCAGCAAUCUGACUGCGAUUCCGGUUGCGCCGCAGACCAAGAGGUUCAACCCAUGGCUCUCCUUCGUCCCCGAUCCUCCUUCCGUCUGGCGUGCUUCAACGUUCGGACACUCAUGCAGAUUGGACAGCAAGCCGGUCUAGCGCGCACUCUAGAUUCCCUAGACAUUGAUGUCUGCUGCCUUUCAGAAACCCGAUUGCAAGAUCCCAGCACUGUGCUUACACUGACAUCCCCCACUGACCACGAAGCCAGAUAUCACCUACGUCUUUCUGGAGAUCCAGAAGCAGCCUUAGCGGGUCUGGCUGGUGUAGGUAUAGCACUAAGUGACAAGGCCGAGGCGGCACUACUGGACUGGUUCCCUAUUAACAGCCGAUUAUGUGCAGUUCGGCUUCGGGGUUCAUGUAGAAUCAACAGGCACCGCGAAGAGAAACACAACUUGUUUGUGAUCUCCGUGUAA